Messenger RNA from Endocarpon pusillum Z07020, 987 nucleotides. RefSeq lists its product as uncharacterized. NCBI's taxonomy places the organism in Eukaryota, Fungi, Ascomycota, Eurotiomycetes, Verrucariales, Verrucariaceae. The transcript has a single exon. Gene Ontology annotation, molecular function: ubiquitin-like modifier activating enzyme activity. Bases 1 to 987 code for a protein of 328 amino acids. The record is from RefSeq and is a predicted model, not a curated record.
AUGAGGCUGUGUUAUCCUCCUCCUCCAGGGCACGUCUCCGAUGUUCGGGAUGCCUCGACCAAGGACAGUGAUGAGAAUGGUAAAAUGAGCGAGAGAGGACCCUGCUACCGCUGCAUCUUCCCCCACCCGCCCGCACCGGAGACGGUGCAGUCGUGCUCCGAGAUCGGCAUCCUGGGUCCCGUUGUUGGUGUGAUUGGUACGUUGAUGGCGAUGGAGGUGCUUAAGAUCCUCACUGAUACUGCUACUACCACCGCGGGCGCUUCGGCUGCAAAUAAUCUCACGGCGGCCGCCGCGAGGGAGGAACAGGAUGCCUGGAGACCUACCCUCUUGCUUUACAAUGCGUUGAGUCAGGAUCCGAGGGGCAUGUUUCGGAAUGUGGGCCUGAGAAAGGGGCCGAGGAGGGAUUGUUUGGUUUGUGGUGAAGAGGAGGUGUUGGAUGGACUGCGGGCGGGGAGACGGAAGAUUACGAGGGAGGGCAUUGUGAAUGGAGAGGUGGAUUAUGGGGCGUUCUGUGGGAGGGUGGAGGAUGUGAGGGUGUUGGAGGGAGGGAGGAGGGUUAGUGCUGGGGAGUUUGCGGAGAGGAUGAGGCUAGAUGGGGAGGGAGGUGGUGGUGAUGGGGGUCUUGAAGGGAAGAGGCCGGUGGUGGUUGAUGUGAGGGAGGAGGUGGAGUAUGAAUUGGGUGCUAAGGUUAGGAACAGCAUUCAUAUUCCCAUCUCGAGGAUAUUGAGAUCCGGUUAUGGCCUGGUGGACGAUCAGGAUGGAAGCAUGGAAGACCUUCUAGGGUUGAGGCUACCAGAAGGAGAGGCGGCGGAGGAGGACAGGCCCAUCUAUUUCCUCUGUCAACGAGGCAACGAUUCGCAGAUUGCAGCCCAGAAGUUUCUGGAUUCGAUUGAGCAGGACAAGACAGGGAACAGGAGAAGGAAUCGAUGGAUCGGUGACGUGGUGGGUGGUUUUGAAGCAUUACAGCGACACCAACAACGUGACUAG